CUUUCCUUAUAAAGUUAUGGUCGAGUAAAGGGCGACGUAACCUAAAGGCUAAAAUCUGAUUGCAGAAGGGACUGGUCAGGUGACUUCCACUGAUCCCGUGACUUUUUCAUUUUCCUUCGUUCAAAUUUGAAAAAUAUUUAUCACCUCGUGGGUUUUUUUUCAUUCUUUUGUUUUCUUCUAGUUCGACUUUAACCUUGUUUUUGGACAGUAACAGGACAUGGACAGCCUUGAACAAGGAAUUGGGAAUAGCCCUGACAAAGACAGUGUAGAUGAUCCUGAAAUGUUGGUUGACAACCGAAUUCUUGCCCCUGGAAUCACUAUAGUAGAAGAAGAAGGAACUUUGACUUCUGCUGACCUUGAUGGAAAUUCAGGAUCAAAUGAGAAUGCUGUCAUGUAUAGGGUAAUGCAAGUUGGCUCUUCUGGUGAAAUGAUAGAAUUACCACAAAUUGUAACUGGUAAUUUCACUUCUGGAACUACCCAGCCAGCACUCAUAAACCCUCUCAACACUGGCCAUUCUACGCAAUUCUACAUUGUUGGUGCAGCACCCGACAUGUUGAAUACAGGUACACAACGUACGAUCGCUCCCAGAGGCAGUGUUCCAGAGAGGACUAUACCAGUUAGUCGCGAAUCUUCUGGUUCAAGAGCAAGUGCUGUGCACGGAGAAACUAGAGACGGCCAAUUUUUCAUUGUUGGAGCAGCCACAGACAUGUUGACUGGAGGAACACCACGUACUAUUGCUCCAAGAGGCAAUGUUCCAGAAAGAAGUAUCCAAAAUAGUCGAGAAUCUACUUCUUCAAGCGCUGGGCAUGGAGAACCUAGAGACGACCGCCGUAGAGUAAGCCAUAACGAAGUUGAACGCCGUCGAAGAGACAAAAUCAACAACUGGAUUCUCAAGUUAGGAAAAAUCAUGCCCGAUUCCGUUCACAAUGACGCAGGAAAAACUGGUCAGCAGAGUAAAGGUGGAAUCCUUUCCAAAGCGUGUGACUACAUCACCGAUAUCCGAACUGCCAAUCAGCGAUUAGCUGAAGCACUUCGCCAGUCAGAGCAUCACGUGGAAGAGUUGCAAGCGGAGAAUGCUGCCUUGAGAAAAGAAUUGGAACAGUUACACAUGUCGGGAAUUGGCAAAGGCUAAAUCGGUAUAGGUCACGACCCUUUUGUUUGUUGGGAAUUUGUUUCGUUAACUUUUAAAUGAAUAGUGAACUUUGCGCGUGUCGUCUGUAUAAAUUAGGAUUGAAUGUUUGUUUUCAUUUUAUGUCGGUGAAACAAAACACAAUUUGGUUGUUUGCAUUUCCCACGGUCUUCGGUAACUGUUACUCUAUACCUGCUGCAAUGUUUUAACUUCUGAACUGACCAUAGGAGAACCUCUCCCGUUUCUUAAAUGAAUGUAAAGUAAUCGCGUUCAAAUUACUUAUUUGAACAUAUCCUUGUACAAUUCAACCAGUCAAAAUAAGAAGGUAAAACAAAAUGGUUUAAUACUAGACAAAUAAACUAUCCAGCAUUGUUUAAA
Messenger RNA from Daphnia pulicaria, 1507 nucleotides. Its product is annotated as upstream stimulatory factor 2-like. The record is from RefSeq and is a predicted model, not a curated record. NCBI's taxonomy places the organism in Eukaryota, Metazoa, Arthropoda, Branchiopoda, Diplostraca, Daphniidae. The transcript has 7 exons. Bases 218 to 1132 code for a protein of 304 amino acids. Gene Ontology annotation, molecular function: RNA polymerase II cis-regulatory region sequence-specific DNA binding; protein dimerization activity; DNA-binding transcription factor activity, RNA polymerase II-specific. Gene Ontology annotation, biological process: regulation of transcription by RNA polymerase II.